This is a messenger RNA of Monomorium pharaonis (pharaoh ant), 1005 nucleotides long. It is a transcript of the gene Prosalpha7, whose product is annotated as proteasome subunit alpha type-3. Gene Ontology annotation, cellular component: proteasome core complex; synapse; proteasome core complex, alpha-subunit complex. The transcript has 4 exons. The record is from RefSeq and is a predicted model, not a curated record. Gene Ontology annotation, biological process: ubiquitin-dependent protein catabolic process. Lineage: Eukaryota; Metazoa; Arthropoda; Insecta; Hymenoptera; Formicidae. The coding region runs from base 140 to 904 and encodes 254 amino acids.
UGCGCGACGAGUCUAGCAACAUCGUGAUGCCGCAGAUGCUGACUCGUUUGAUUUUCGCCUGGUCACGUCGCGAUAGACGCGUAAAUAAUUUUUCGUAUUUUGACUACUAACGUCGUUCUUUAGGCGGUUUCUUUAAGAGAUGAGUUCUAUAGGCACAGGAUAUGACCUGUCCGCUUCACAAUUUUCGCCAGACGGACGUGUAUUUCAAGUGGAAUACGCACAGAAAGCCGUGGAAAAUGGAGGGACAGUUAUUGGCUUACGAGGGAAGGACGGCGUGGUAUUUGCCAUUGAAAAGAUAGUAACGUCAAAGCUGUACGAGUCAGGAGCUAAUAAACGGAUACUUAAUAUAGACCAGCACAUUGGUAUGGCAGUCUCUGGUAUAAUAUCGGAUGCGAGACAGAUCGCAGAGACGGCAAGAUCAGAGGCUGCUAGUUACAAGGCACAGUAUGGAGUCGGUAUUCCAUUAAAGUAUUUAAAUGAGAGAGUCUCUAUGUAUAUGCACGCGUAUACCUUGUAUUCUGCCGUACGUCCUUAUGGUUGUUCUGUCCUGCUUGGUACUUAUGAGACAGAUGGUCCAGCAUUGUAUAUGAUCGACCCAUCGGGAGUAUCAUAUGGUUAUUACGGCUGUGCAGUAGGUAAAGCGAAACAGUCGGCAAAGACGGAAAUUGAAAAAUUGAAAUUACCAGAAAUGACGUGUAAAGAUUUGGUCAAAGAAGCUGCUCGUAUUAUCUAUCUUGUCCACGAUGAGCUAAAGGAUAAACAGUUCGAAUUGGAAAUGAGCUGGGUUGGUGCACACACUAAUGGAAGGCACGAACGUGUACCGGCUGAUUUAAAAGCUGAAGCUGAAGCGAAGGCACGACAGGCAAUGGCGGAAGAUUCGGACAGUGAUACCGAGGAUAUGUGAAACAAUAUAUAUUAUAUAAAUCCUGCCGUUAAAAUUCUUUGUAUUGUGUAAGCGAUAAUAUUAAAUAUAAUAUUAAUACACACAAAUAAUAUAUGCAUUAA